Molecule: messenger RNA, 1890 nt
Organism: Sordaria macrospora k-hell
Lineage: Eukaryota; Fungi; Ascomycota; Sordariomycetes; Sordariales; Sordariaceae
Source: RefSeq, a predicted model, not a curated record
AUGGCGAAGCGCAUCCUCCUGCUGUGCUUUAUCCACGGUUUCAAGGGUGACGAUGACACCUUCCGCAACUUCCCAAAGCACCUCAAAGAUACCGUCACAAGCAACCUUCUCGACCACCAUGUGGCGUCCGUCGUCUAUCCAAAGUACGAGACCAAGGGAGAGCUGGCCCAAACCACCGAAGCUUUUCUAGAAUGGCUCAAGGAGCGGGUGAUGGAACUUCGAAAGGAACACCUACAAGCACCAUGGCCUCCCACCGACCGGAAUGUCGGCGUGAUCCUCGUCGCUCAUUCAAUGGGCGGCUUUGUAGCAAGUGACACCCUCUUCCGUAUCCUAGACGAACGCCGCCGCAACGCCGAAUCCGAGAACCCUACCGGUCCCAUCUUCCCUAUGAUCCAAGGCAUCCUCGCCUUCGACACUCCCUACAAUGGUCUCGCUCGCUCCAUGUUUGUCUACGGCGCCUUCUCCAACUACCAAAAGGUCUCGAAUGUCUUCAACGUCAUGACAGCCCUCUCUGCCGCCGCCCCAGCUACACUUGCCAGUCUUGCCUCGAAACGCACAGCUAUGGCCGCUACCAAGGCCGUUUCCCGCAGCAUAUCGGUCCCCCGGCGAUCCCACCCCGCGCUCAAGGCAUGGCAGCUGAUUGCCGUCCGUACUGGCACGGUGGGUGUCAUUGCCGCGGGUGGUGUGGCGGCCUUCAUGCACAGGAAAGAGAUCCUCGAGGGCAUGCGCACAGUCAAGAACCUGAAGAAGGAGGACGUGAUCCAGGGAUAUCAGCAAAGCGUCGAUGCGCUCGGUCAGGGGCUGGCAUACAUCAACCGCGGCAACGUCGGACAGUCCUUCGCAUGGCUGUCUGAUCACUUUACCUUUGUCGGCGCUCUACUGAAGCAAAACGAGCUGAACCGACGACUGGAAAGAUUAGCCGCUGUGCAGGGAGUUGGCAUCAAGGACAUAUAUGCGUCACUCGGAGAGAACGGGUACUGGAGUGGCGGUUACUUCGUGCCCGAGAGGACGUUCUGUGCCAUACCCAGUGAGGGACAGCCGUGCAACGGGCUCUUCAACAGGCAUGUCGUUGCCGAGGCCAAGGACGAGAUCGAAGCACAUGUCAACCUUUUCAAGCCGGAGAAGAACAAGGGCUACGAAAGAAUGACCAACGAAGCUGCCCAACUGGUUAUCACCUGGUUCAAGGACGAGACUGACAUCUGGGAUGAUCCCAAGUUCGCCGAGCCGGCCGAGCCAGAGACUGCCGAGACGGAGGAGAUUGCCAAAGCGAUCGAUGAAGCAGACCAAGAGGCGAAGACUGCGGAGGAGAAGGCCAAAGAGGCCGAGAAGAAAGUGGGCAAAGAGGUCGAGGAAGACGACUCAGACAGCGAUGGCAUCCCGGACGAGUCACCCAUCGACAUUGCCGCUGCUGCUUCGCUUGUGCCCCUCCCUGACGACCCUGAACACGGCAACGAUGACGACGAUACUGCAGACCCCGAUAAGAAGAAGGCCAUCAACGAACAGAAGCGGGCCUACAUGCGACACUUGUUUGGCGUCGCUCAACAGACAGGUACCAAUAUCCGGUCAUAUCUACCAGCGAAGCUGCCUGAGAUGCCAGAGUGGGAGAUACCCAAGGUUUCCAUGCCCAGCGUUAGUAUGCCGAGCAUGCCUGGCAUACCAAACAUACCGAGCAUUGGCAAGUACAGUCUCUGGGGUUCCAAGAUGUCAGAGACGUCCCAGUCGUCGGAGACAAAGGCCAAGCCGGACACUAGCACCGACAAGACUGAGACCGCGGAUGCGAAGUCGGAGAAAGAGAAACCAGAUGCCGAUACUGCGAAUGAUAAGAUCUCUGGGGGAGAUAAGAUCUCUAUACCCAAGGCGGAGACGGCCGAUGCUUCUGGGAACGCUUGA